GUUGAUUUCACCAGUAUGAUUUCUGAAGAAGAAAAAGAGGAAUUAAAGGCUGAGCUGGCCAAGCUAGAGGAUGAAAUUUCAACUUUGCGGCAAGUACUAGCAGCCAAAGAAAAGCACCUGAUUGAAAUUAAACAAAAGCUUGGCAUGAGCCUGAUGAACGAGCUGAAGCAGAACUUUAGCAAAAGCUGGCAUGAUAUGCAGACAACUUCUGCGUACAAGAAGACACAUGAGACCCUGAGCCACGCAGGACAAAAAGCAACAGCAGCUAUCAGCAAUGUAGGAACUGCUAUCAGCAAGAAGUUCGGAGAUAUGAGAUCACAUUCUAUUAGCUAUUCUAUUCGCCAUUCCAUAAGCAUGCCUGCAAUGAGGAAUUCUCCCACUUUCAAAUCUUUUGAAGAGAAGGUUGAGACCACUGUCACAAGCCUUAAGACCAAGGUUGGUGGAACAAGCCACACUGGGGGCAGUUUUGAAGAAGUUCUCAGCUCCACAGCCAAUGCCACCGCUCAGAGCCCUCUGGCUGGCACCCGACUUCCUGAGAGUGAAGAAGAGCUUCAAUGCUAG
Centrocercus urophasianus (Greater sage-grouse) is the source of this 561-nucleotide messenger RNA. It is a transcript of the gene TPD52L1, whose product is annotated as TPD52 like 1. Gene Ontology annotation, cellular component: cytoplasm. Gene Ontology annotation, biological process: positive regulation of MAP kinase activity; positive regulation of apoptotic signaling pathway. The coding region runs from base 16 to 561 and encodes 181 amino acids. The transcript has 7 exons. The record is from RefSeq and is a predicted model, not a curated record. Lineage: Eukaryota; Metazoa; Chordata; Aves; Galliformes; Phasianidae.